ACCUGGCUGAGGAGAACCAGUGAGAGCCAGGCCCCCGGCGCCGCGGCCCUGAGCAGAAACGGUAGGGUGCGCCCCACCCGGCGGCCAGGCGGAGCCACAGAUGCCGGCCUCGGCCGGGCUGCCCCGCCCCUGCUCGCAUUUCCCGCUGCUGCUGUUGGCGGUGCUGAGCAGCCCGUUGUGCGGUCUGGUUCCCCGCUCGGUGCCCAGGACCUCGCUUCCCGUCUCCGAGGCUGACACUUAUCUUACCCGGUUCACCUUCCCUCAGACAUACAAUUACUCUGUUCUCCUUGUGGAUCCUGCUUCCCACACACUUUAUGUCGGCGCCCAGGACACCAUCUUCGCUUUAUCUCUGCCCUUCUCAGGGGAGAGACUUCGAAGGAUUGACUGGAUGGUGCCUGAGGCCGUCAGAGAGAAUUGUAAGAAGAAAGGCAAGAAGGAGGAUGAAUGUCACAAUUUUGUCCAGAUUCUCGCCAUUGCCAAUGCCUCUCACCUCCUCACUUGUGGCACCUUCGCUUUUGAUCCGAAGUGCGGGGUUAUUGCCGUGUUCAAUUUCCAGCAGGUUGAAGGAAUUGAGAGUGGCCGGGGAAAAUGUCCUUUUGGACCAGCUCAGCGGUCAGCAACUAUAAUGGCUGGGGGUGCUCUCUAUGCUGCCACUGUGAGAAAUUUCCUGGGGACGGAGCCGAUUAUCUCCCGGGCUGUGGGCCGUGCUGAGGAUUGGAUUCGGACAGAGACCUUGCCAUCCUGGCUUGACGCUCCAGCCUUUGUCGCAGCCGUGGACUUGAGGCCAGCUGAGUGGGGGGAUAAAGAUGGAGACAAGGAAAUCUACUUCUUCUUUAUGGAGACUUCUCAAGCCUUUGACUCAGACGAGCGCCUUAAAGUUCCUCGGGUGGCCCGUGUGUGUGCGGGGGACCUUGGGGGCCGGAGGAUCCUCCAGAAGAGGUGGACGACCUUUCUGAAGGCUGACCUGCGGUGUCCAGGGCCUGUAGAUGGCCGGGCCUCUAGUGUCCUGCAGGACAUGGCUAUUCUUCGACCUGAGACUGGAGUGGGGACUCCCAUCUUUUAUGGCAUCUUUUUCUCCCAGUGGGAGGGCGCUGCCAUCUCGGCUGUCUGCUCCUUCCGACCACAAGACAUUCGGACAGUGCUGAAUGGUCCCUUCAGAGAGCUGAAAAAUGACUGCAAAAGGGGACAGGCUGUCAUAGACAGUGAUGUACCCCAGCCCAGACCUGGAGAGUGCAUCGCUAAUAACCCGAAAUACCAGCAGUUUAACUCAUCACUCUCCCUGCCUGACCGUGUGCUCACCUUCAUCCGGGAUCACCCCCUCAUGUACAGGCCAGUGCUUCCAGCUGAUGGCCACUCCCUGCUGAUCACUACAGAUACAGUCUAUCUCAGAGUUGUGGCCCAUAGGGUGGCCAGCCUGUCAGGGAAAGAGUAUGAUGUGCUCUACCUGGGGACAGAGGAUGGACACCUCCACAGAGCUGUGCGGAUUGGAGCCAAUCUCAGCGUCCUUGAGGAUCUGGCCUUAUUCCGAGAGCCACAGCCAGUUGAGAAUUUGAAAUUGUGUCAAAGCUGGCUCCUGGUUGGCUCCCGUACUGAGGUAACACAAGUGAACACAACUAACUGUGGACGUCUCCAGAGCUGCUCAGAGUGCAUCCUGGCCCAAGACCCUGUCUGUGCCUGGAGCUCCCGGCUAGAUGCUUGUGUGGCCCAUGGUGGCAAGCAUGGAGGGCUGGUCCAAGACAUAGAGUCAGCGGAUGUCUCUUCUUUGUGUCCUAAAGAGCCUGGAGAACACCCAGUAGUGUUUGAAGUUCUUGUGGCGACAGCUGUGCAUGUGGUCUUGCCAUGUUCCCCAAGCUCAGCCUGGGCAUCCUGUGUGUGGCACCAGCCCAGUGGAAUGACUGCUUUUACCCCCCGGAGGGAUGGGCUAGAGGUGGUGGUAACCCCAGGGGCCAUGGGUGCUUAUGCUUGUGAAUGUCAGGAGGGUGGGGCAGCCCGCGUGGUAGCGGCUUAUAGCUUGGUAUGGGGCAGCCAUCAGGUUCCUCCCUACCCCUUCCCCACAAUCCUCCCCCCGCACACCCCCACAAACCCUCUCUCGCCCCCCUCCUCAAGCCCCUCCUCAAGCCAGGCUCAUGCUGUGGGUUCUGGACUGGCUGGCUUCUUUCUGGGGGUUCUUGCAGCAUCCCUGAUUCUUUUCCUGAUUGGUCGAAGUCAGCAGCGACGGCGACAGAGGGAACUUCUGGCUAGAGACAAGGUGGGCUUGGACCCGGGAGCGCCGCCAUCUGGGACCACAAGCCACAGCCAGGAUCCUCCCUCCUCUCCUGAAGAUGAGCAGCUGCCCCUGGCUCUAGAGAGGGGCAGUGGCUUUGGUGGCUUCCCCCCACCUUUUCUGCUUGAUCCUUGCCCGAGCCCAGCCCAUAUUUGGUUAACUGGGGCUCCUCUGGCCACAUGUGAUGAAACAUCCAUCUAGGGCUGGGCAAGUGACCACUAGUGCAAGACUGGCCACUGGAAUGGAGUGACCAUUGAGAUGUUGGGGUCACUGGGCCUGGAAAACCAUCAUGGCCUCUGAGUUCUCUUUGGCCUUUGAGUGAUCACUUGACUUCAGUGUCAGCCCUCUCUGGCCCUAGAUGGGUUCCAGGCCAGGCCUUUGUCUGUGUCCUGAUUCCUGAUUCCCAUGAGAGAUCAGAACUUCUCUCUACAGUGAAUCAGGGCUUUUCCCACCCCUGCUCUCUGAACCCCGGUGACCCCUUCAGUCCUGGCCCAUUAUUUUGGGCCCAUAAAUUUGGGGCGGGGCAUAGGACAUAGCUGUGACUUUGCUUCUGGUUUGACCCUGGCCAGAAGGAGGAGCUAUGGAGGUGGUUAGAAGCUAAUGUGCACUGAGUCCUUGGAGUGGUUUUGAUGAUUCUUCCAGUUUGUCUAAUUCUCUAUGGAGAGUGCAUGACCCCUCUCCACCCCACUUUUCCUUCUUCCAUGAAAGAGCAUGUGUACAUAUGAGUGUUUAUAGGACACCUGCCAAAUGUGCACGAAUGACGGGGCCGUUGCUCAGGUGUAUUCAUCAGGGUAAGGAGGGGUAAGGUUGGGUGGGGAAUUGAUUGCAGAACUUUAGACCCUAUAGCCAGUGAAGGAAUGGCUUUCUAAAAGGAAAUAAACAACUGCCCCCACCCCCCCAAUCACUUGUGUAGCAGGACAGGUGACCCCAUAUUUCAGUUUGUUUUUGCCUCCUGGCUGCCACCACUGCCAUGCACAGCUGCUCUCUUUCUCUGGCUCGAGUGCAGGCUGGACCCCCUUUUUUGGCUCCCAUUAAAAAUAAAUUUCACAACAUUCUAAAUAUUAGGGAACAACAGAAGGGGAACAGUCAGGAAAUACAAGCAGUGUAAAGAUAAGUUUGUAUCAGUGACUUUACUCAGGUUGACACCCUUGCCCUAAAGCAGUUAGUUCUCCAGUGGGGGUCCAUGGACUCCCUGAAAUCAUAUGCAAAAUGUUACCUGUAUAUGUGUGUCUGUGUUUUUCUGGGGGGGAUGUUUUAUGGCUUUCAUCAGAUUCUCAAGGCCUUAACACAGUUAAAGGACCACUGCCCCCAAGUCAUGACUCCGUUGGCCAAGCUGAGAUGGUGCCACUCAGCAGCAGCUCUCUGCCUCAGCCCACCUGCUCUGCGGCCAGCCCCUGGACUUGCAGCUCCUGGAUGCUGUCUCAUUUCUCCAGACCCUGGAAGCUGAGCUCUGUGCAUAUUUGAAGACACUAUCAACUCUCACUAAACUUAAAGACUUCUUCCAGCUUCACGGCGCGCACUUGCUUUAGGCUUCUCCUGCUCGGUUCUGGUCUUGGCCUGUAAAUGUGCCUCAUUCAUCCCUGAUGAGGGAACCCUCCCCAAACACCCUUGAGCUCCAGUUGAAGUUUUCAGCUCUACUUUCCUUGGCUGUCGCCUAUGAAUUACCCAAAAGUGUCCCCUUGGGUUUGGACUUGUCAGUGGCUAUGCCCUAAUAAGUGUAUGAUCUUCAGCAAGUAAUCUAACCUAGGAACAUUGGUUUACUCAUCUGUAAAGUGGGGAUAAUAAUACCUACCUCAAGGUUGCUACAAGGAUUAAAUGAGAACAUGUAAAGUAUAAAGCACUAUCUAUACCAGUA
Molecule: messenger RNA, 4118 nt
Organism: Myotis daubentonii (Daubenton's bat)
Lineage: Eukaryota; Metazoa; Chordata; Mammalia; Chiroptera; Vespertilionidae
Product: semaphorin-4F-like
Biological process (GO): semaphorin-plexin signaling pathway; axon guidance; negative chemotaxis
Cellular component (GO): plasma membrane
Molecular function (GO): semaphorin receptor binding; chemorepellent activity
Source: RefSeq, a predicted model, not a curated record